Syzygium oleosum is the source of this 2218-nucleotide messenger RNA. RefSeq names its product protein IQ-DOMAIN 29-like. Gene Ontology annotation, molecular function: protein binding. Bases 240 to 1862 code for a protein of 540 amino acids. The record is from RefSeq and is a predicted model, not a curated record. NCBI's taxonomy places the organism in Eukaryota, Viridiplantae, Streptophyta, Magnoliopsida, Myrtales, Myrtaceae. The transcript is spliced from 7 exons.
UUUCGUCUCCGCCAAAACUUGCCGUUGUAGUUGCUGCUGCUGCUCGUUCCGCUGCAGGAGUGACGACCGACGAGCGAGAGCACCGGCCGGCCGGCGGAUCGUUCCGGCCGCGGAGAGCAGCGGCCGCCGACGUUCCUCGUCGUCUUGCUGAAGGUGCAUUUGCGAUUCCGGGGGGGCUCUCUUUACGGUUGUUCUAUAUAUAUAUCCGGGGGGCUUCGGUUCCUUUCUUUCCUAAUUAAAUGGGAAGAACACCAGGAAAAUGGUUGAAGACCUUACUCCUUGGCAAGAAAUCGUCAAAGUCUCAUUUGCCAAAAGGAGGAGAUGUUUCGAAAUCUGGACAAAAAGGAGAGGCCUUAAUUCCGUCUAAGACACCCUCCACUGAUAUUAUUGAGGAGCCUCCUUCAAAUUCAUUGCCAAUUUCUGCUACAAAUACUAGGAGUGCAGUGGACUUUGGAAAAGGGCCAUAUGCUAUAGCACCUAAUGAUGCUAAUAUUAUUUCAUCCGGAAAAGAUGGUAACGCACAUACAAAUGGUUUGGCCUUAUCAGAAGAUACUGAAAAUGAGAGGCUUCAGCAAGCGGCUACUAAGGCACAGGCUGUGUUUAGAGGUUAUCUGGCUCGUCGUUCAUUUAGAACACUCAAAGGUAUUGUCAGGAUGCAAGCAUUUAUCCGUGGCCGCUUGGUCAGAAAACAAGCUAUUGCCACAUUUUGCUGUGUGCGAGGCAUUGUAAAGAUUCAGAAAUUAGCUCGUGCUAAAAAGGGUUGGGAAUUGCGCAAUCCUUCAGCAACUGGCCAGGAUAAGCUGCUUGUUGAUGUGUUCAUUCAGAAGCUUAUUGCUUCAUCUCGCCUGGCAAAUCCUCUUCAUCUUCAAUAUGGCUGCAGAGAUCCAAAUUCUGCUUAUAUGUGGCUUGAACGCUGGACGAGGUCUCGUUUUUGGGAAGCCUCCUCACUACCAAAGGAAAAUUCUCACUCAUAUCCGCAGUCAAAGCAUCAAAAUCUGGAAAACAAACAGUGUAGCCACAAGCAAAGUGUUCGCAGACUGCCUAGUACAAACGUCAAAACUGACUCCAAUGGCAUAUCUUCGGAGUCUGAUAAGCCCAAACGCUACCCAAGGAAUUUUUCUGGUCACAUUGUAGAUUCAGUUCAAUAUAGAUCAGAGAAUGAGAUUGAGAAAGUAAAACUCAAUUUGAGAAGGACUAAUGAUCUUCCAAAAGAGGUUUCUGAUGGGGUGAAGGCUGAUAAGAAGAAACUGGACGACAGUCUUGGAAAUGAACCAACUUCUGUAACCUCUCUGGUUCUGCAGCAAGAUGUCAGUCAUUCAUCUGAGGUGGAGCAAGAGUCCGAAAUUGAAGUACUGUCACAAUUUGAACUGAAAGGAAAUCUGAAAUUAGCAGCCUCUGAAGAGCAAGUUGAUGAAUUACAAGAACAUCUGGUUGUCGUUAAUGCUCAUCCCGCAGAAAGAGUUGGUCUAGUUGAACAGAAGUCGGACUUGAAGGAUGCUAGCAUGAAUGGCAAGCAUGAAAAAAGCACCCAUAGAAGAGCUUCUUUACCUGCGAAGAUUGACCAACAAGAGAAUGGGAAGCAUCCCAGCACAAGAGUGCCCAGCUAUAUGGCUUCGACUGAAUCUGCGAAAGCCAAGCUGAGAGGACAAAGCUCCCCUAGGUUUGCCCAAGGUGGGAUUGGUAUGAAUGGCACAAGACGGCAUUCAUUGCCAUCGUCCACCAAUGGGAAAGUAGAUUCAUUUUCACCAAGAGCUCUGAGACUUGUCGAAGCAUCUGGCAAAGGAACAAUUAGAAGUGAUAAAUCUCUUACAUCUUCCAGAGAUUUUGGUGAGAAGUCGAUUAAAGUAGAGUGGAGGAGGUGAUCUUCUAUGGCAUGACGAUCACUCUGGACUUUACAUUGAGAAAGAAGUGAAAUAACAGAAACUGCUCUUAGUUUUCUGUUCAGGGCCUUUUCCCACAGACGAGUUCUCAACUUUGGCAAUGUCCACGCACCCAGUUAGUCAUCAUUCAAGAUGCUAGAACAUGUAUGGGAUAUUAUCAUUUUCUGUAUAGGGAUGUUUUACUCUCUGACCAGUUGGGUGGUUAAUGUGCUUAAUUAUCAUAUGGGCCUAAAUAUGUGCUGCUUUUUCUUAGGUAAUUGUUCUGUCUAUAUUCCCUGUAAGCACUCUGAUUUAAUUUAUGAACAUUUUACAAGACAUGAUAAGAUUUCAGUCUACAA